AUGUAUAAAAUCAUAAUUUUUCAAACAGGGAGUUUUGACAGCAACAAGUCUGUAAUUGAACGGCGUUAUUCAGAUUUUGAGAAACUGCACAGAAAUCUGCUGGAGGAGUUUAGUGAAGAAAUGGAAGAUGUGACCUUUCCCAAAAAAACUCUAUCAGGGAACUUCACAGAAGAAAUAAUCAAUGAGAGAAAAUUAGCCUUCAAGGGCUACCUGAGACUUCUAUGUUCUAUGAAAUAUAUCCGAAGAUCAAAAAAAUUUAUUGAUUUUUUUUUAACAAGGACAGAGCUUCAGGAAGCAUAUGGUUGCCUGCAGGGUGGCCAGUACACCAAAGCUUUGGAAAUCCUUUUAGAAGUCAUUGGUCUGGCAAGGCUGACAAGAGGCAACCCUGUCUCAAUUGUCCCUACUUUGUGUGACAUCGUGGUGUGCCACAAGGACCUGGAAAACCCAGAAAGUACCUUUGAAUAUGGAGAAAAAGCUCUAUCAUGCCUUUGUAUGCAUACUAGCCACAAGUACUAUAUGCCAUUGUUAGAAACAAUGAUCACUCUGGCAUAUGAACUUGGCAAGGAUUUUUUGUCUUUGCAAGAAAAACUGGAAGAAUGGAAGAAAAAAGAUCCCAUUUGGGUUUUUACUCUGAAAGAACUUACAGUCCACGAGUAUGUACAAUGA
Molecule: messenger RNA, 666 nt
Organism: Strigops habroptila (Kakapo)
Lineage: Eukaryota; Metazoa; Chordata; Aves; Psittaciformes; Psittacidae
Product: sorting nexin-20-like
Biological process (GO): protein transport
Cellular component (GO): early endosome membrane
Molecular function (GO): phosphatidylinositol phosphate binding
Source: RefSeq, a predicted model, not a curated record